This is a messenger RNA of Zygotorulaspora mrakii, 633 nucleotides long. RefSeq lists its product as uncharacterized. NCBI's taxonomy places the organism in Eukaryota, Fungi, Ascomycota, Saccharomycetes, Saccharomycetales, Saccharomycetaceae. The record is from RefSeq and is a predicted model, not a curated record. The transcript has a single exon. Bases 1 to 633 code for a protein of 210 amino acids.
AUGAUGUGCGAACGAUGGCCCCGGAUCCCGAACCGAAGUGUAGCCUUUUCCGCAAGACCUCCAAAGACCCCCAACAACGCUUGGAUUGAUAAAGGUAAACCCAAGGUAUUACAGCUUUAUCUGCGAACUUCUGCCAAGUCAAACUCGAACCGUCUCUCUCCAGAAGACACAAAAAUAGAAAUCGAUGAGUUACCGCGCUCAGGAGCCGUCUCCGACUAUUUAAAGCACCAAAUCCUACGGGCACAGCAUACUCCCAAAAUGCGCACCGCAUUGCAAGCUCUAUUCAGCUCUUUUUGGGCUACCUUCAUCCGCAGAUGCGUCUAUAUAUUUGUACAUAUAUGUACAUAUGCUGCCCAUCGAUUUGUGUCCGAUGGCCGCAGAGAACAGACAGUUUUGCACAGACCUUGCACCUUGUGCUCUCCCUCCCCCUUUGCCACGUUCACGCUGCUGUGUACCUCUCCACAUUAUGCCUUUUUGUGUCUGAUAGAAAGACAAUUUACACACAGGCAUGCGCCCUGCAAAACUUUUGCCAAGAAAAAUGCCAGAAAGACAGCAUGGGCACUGCAUCCCGUCACGCAAGUGCCCAAACGGACAGAUCCCAAGAGCGCCGUUUUUGCUAGAAACUGCUCAUAA